Toxotes jaculatrix (banded archerfish) is the source of this 3051-nucleotide messenger RNA. RefSeq names its product toll-like receptor 2. Gene Ontology annotation, cellular component: membrane. Bases 133 to 2529 code for a protein of 798 amino acids. The transcript has 2 exons. The record is from RefSeq and is a predicted model, not a curated record. NCBI's taxonomy places the organism in Eukaryota, Metazoa, Chordata, Actinopteri, Toxotidae. Gene Ontology annotation, biological process: immune response; toll-like receptor signaling pathway; inflammatory response. Gene Ontology annotation, molecular function: triacyl lipopeptide binding; transmembrane signaling receptor activity; protein binding.
AGUAAAAACAAUGAGGCAGAGGAGCAAUACAGACAACAUCUGUGUCACUGUAUGCAUCUUUCUGUCACUGCAUCACUGUGCUGAAGAACGACAAGAACUUUCAGGACACCGAGACCUUUCAAGGAACUCAAGAUGAAAACCCGGACAUUUCUCACGUUAAUUCUUCUGCUGAUGCGUCAAAGCUUCUCACUCUGCAGACCACAGUGUCACAUCUGUGAGCAAACAAUGUGGAACUGCUCGAGACAAAACCUGAGGGAAGUCCCUGUAGCCCCCUCAGUGCUCAUCACUGAACUCGACCUCUCAUUCAACAGACUGGAGACAAUAAUGAAAGAUGACUUUCUUGCUUAUGGCGGUUUGAGGUCUUUGAUCCUGACUCGCAACAAAAUCAAAACAAUCCAUGAGCUAGCAUUUGACCCGCUGAUUGAUUUGGAGAAACUGGACCUGUCCUUAAACCAACUGAACACGUUGUGUUCCAGAUGGUUUAAGAACCUUUGUUCCCUUCAGUACUUGAAUCUUUUGGGAAACAAUUAUAAAACAUUAGGCCAAGGCAAUCUGUUCCAGCCUCUGAAGAAAUUAAAGACCCUGUAUUUUGGAGGACUUUACCUUCGGUCAGUCAGAAAAGGUGAUUUUUCAGGGCUUAGAGGUCUUGAAGAGCUGUUUAUUGAUGGGAAAAAACUACAGGACUAUGCACAAGGAAGUUUGAGGCAAAUUGGGCCCAUUAGCCAGGUGACCCUUGGUCUGAAUGGUCCAUUUAUGAUGAAUCUAACACUUGUAGAAGUCUUACUGUCUGAUGUUGUACACCCAAACACAACGCUGACUUUCACUGACACCUGGUUCUUCUCAGUGUAUCAAAUGCUGCCAUUUAAAGUGGUUUACACUGGUGGUACUACAGGUCUUGCUUUUAAAAAUGUUAACAUCACAAUUUCAGCUGGUGCUGCACUUCUACAUCACUUGUCAGACUCCAGUGUAACUAUGUUGACAGUUGAAGAUACAAAUUUCCAGCUACGGUCUCUGGACCCCGUUAUGUCAGUCCCAGACAUGGACCAUUUGCAGUCUGUCGUCGUAAAAAACGUGAAUGUUCCUCAGUUCUACAGUUUUCCAGCCCUCCUUGUCAUGCAUCCACUAUUGAAAGUGGCGCGAAGGUUUACUGUGCUGAACUCCAAGUUUUUUGCCCUUCCCUGUCAAUCCUCUGCUCUCUUCUCAAAGCCGGAGUACAUAGACAUCAGUGGCAACAUUUUGAGUGACUUUGCGCUGAGCGAAAUGAUGUGUUACGGCAAAGGUGUCCUUUGGAAUCUGCAAACCAUCAACGUCAGCAGGAAUCACCUGCUGUCAAUCAACAGCCAGCUCUUCACCAAACUAAACAAGCUUGAAAACAUUGACAUGAGUGGUAAUGCGUUUCACAGUAUGCCUGAGACUUGUAACUGGCCACUGAGUCUCAGGUUCUUAAACCUUUCGUCAGCACAUUUAACAAGGGUGACCUCUUGUCUGCCGCAAAGUUUACGCAUCCUUGACCUGUCGAACAAUGACUUUACUGUGUUCAACAUCGAACUACCUUUUCUCAGAGAGUUAUACAUCUCUGGCAACAAGAUCGGUAGUUUGCCUGAUGGUGGUUUAUAUCCUCGUCUUGUAUCUCUCUCCAUUCGAAACAACAACUUACAGACAUUCAGCGAUAAUAAUCUAAAUGAUUAUAAUAAUCUGAAGAGUCUGGAGGCUGCUUAUAACACAUACGUCUGUUCAUGUGAUUUUGUAGCGUUCAUGACAAGUGACUUGACGAAACAUCGAGUCAGAAUUAGAGAUGAUCUCAAGUCGUACAUCUGUGACUCCCCCGACACUGCGAGAGGACAGAGUGUAGCAGACGUGAGCUUGUCGGUGUUUGAGUGCCACAAGGUUUUAUCUUCUUCUUUACUCUGCUCAGGCAUCCUGGCAGUGUUUCUGCUCAUUGCAGGUUUGUGUCACAAGUUCAGUGUUGUGUGGUAUAUGAGGAUGACCUGGACCUGGCUGAGAGCUAAAAGGAAACCAAAGUUAAAAGAGGGAGAGCUUGAGUAUGACGCCUUUGUGUCCUACAGCGAGAUGGACUCUGGUUGGGUGGAGGCGCAUCUGGUCCCGGAGCUCGAGCAAUCUGAGCCUCCCCUCCGACUCUGCCUCCACAAAAGAGAUUUUGUUCCUGGAGGAUGGAUUGUAGAUAACAUCAUGGAUGCCAUUGAGAGGAGUCACAAGACACUCUUCAUCCUUUCUCAGCAUUUUGUCAGGAGCGAAUGGUGCAAGUACGAGCUGGACUACACCCAUUUUAGACUGUUUGAACAAAAUGACGACAGAGUUGUGCUGAUUCUGUUGGAGCCCAUUGAUAAGAAGGCCAUCCCCAAAAAGUUCUGUAAGCUGCGGAGAGUCAUGAACUCCAGGACGUACUUGGAGUGGCCCGGCGAUGACGACCAGAUCGCCAGGUUCUGGCAGAGUUUGAGGACAGCUAUUGAAAGACCUGUGACUGAUGAUGGCAGUUUAAUCGAUUUCACUGGUAAUUUGAUCAUUUGAAUUCCAUUUUUUUCCCCUAUACAUAUGUAACCUUUGAAAGCAUCACUUUCUCGUUAAAAUGUCUGUGGUCAGAAAUCUUCCUCUGUAUUUGUCAUGUCCAUCCAUUGUUUCUUCAAACUUUGGGAUGGUACAGCUGAAAAGUGGAACAACAACAGCAUUGCUUUAAAGUAAAACAAAACCUUGUCAGCAAACUCAAAAAAAACCCAAAACAAAACAGAGCAAAAACAUGCAAAUAGAGCAAAUUAAGCAGUUGCAUCAGGUUUUAAUUGUCAGGGAUCAAACUAUGAAGGCUCAUCUAAAAGUUAGAAAUUACGUCGAUCUGUUGUUGCACAGUGUGGUGCAACACAACAGGUUGGAUUCACUGUUUUCUUUCUAUCAGUUAAACAUAGUGCUAAUGUCAAAAAUAGCGAGUAAGUCACAGAACACAACAGAUGAUUUACUGUUCAAGACGGUUGAAUAUAACAUUUUCCUUGUAAACUGAUUUUGUAAAUAUGCACUACCAGUCAUGUGAAAAGGAGCUGA